ACCAACAAACACUGAGUACAAAGACCCAUUUGCAUUGCUUUUACAUCUACACUAAGAAAAUAAAAUCACCAUGUCGGAAGAACAAGCCAACACCACACCCCCUGCCAGUGAAGAGAAGGAGUCGCAAGAAGAGAGCACCGCCGAGUUCGCCCCUGUGGUACGUUCCGUAAACCGAACCAAAUGAAGAAGCAAGCACAAUCCAGCGUUGUGCUGUUUCCAUUGCGUUGAUUUCGUUUCCACAGAUAGUACUGGUAUUGCUACAGAUGAUGAACCUUGUCGGUGCCAUCGGAUUAUUUUAUGGAGAGAAUCUAGGGACGAAUGGGAACGCACCUAAGCAGAGCGAAACAAAACGAAACGUCGCAUCGGAAUGAGAGUUUCGUUGGAUCGACUUACAUCUCUUCCGAGAAACAUGGUUCGAAAACGAUUCGUCGAUGACAGUGGGACUCGCGUUGCAUUUUCGUGCGUUAUUAUUAAUCGCUGGCUCACAACAAACCGUCCUUGGUUUUCUUUUCGUUGUAAUAUGAUUUAUCUGUAUCCUUGCCACGCUCUGUUGCAUGUCGUGCAUGCCAUGCCAUUAAAUUGGAUUGAAAAUUUGAAUGGUUUGUAUUGCAUACUGAUGUAAAUCAAUAACAUCCAUCAACUCGACGUUCGGCUAUUAAUUUGACAAUUCGUGAAUUUCCCAUCACGAUACGAACUUUACCACGCAACAACCAUAACUGAAAUGCCAUCUGCUAUGAACGCAUCCUCUCUCAGGUCGAACUUGAGGAAGUUGAUGUUGUUUCUGGAGAAGAAGAGGAGAAUGUCGAAUACACGCAACGAGGAAAGCUCUUCAUCUACGGAGAGACCAUGCUGGACGUCGGUUCGGGCAACAAGACGUGGAAGGAGCGCGGAAUCGGUGACAUUCGCAUCCUUAAGCACAAACAAGAGCAGCGCCUUCGCGUCCUGAUGCGACAGGAAAAGACCAUGAAGGUCAUUGUAAACCAUGCCCUCGAUCCCCGCAUCAAGCUGGAGCCAAACGCCGGAUCGGACAGAUCGUGGGUCUGGUCCGCCUUUGACUUUGCCAGCGGGGAACUCGUGGAGACCGUCUUCGCCAUUCGGUUCGCCGAUUCCGAUAUUGCCAACAAUUUCAAAAAGGUAUUUGAAGAAAAGCAGGCCGAGAUGCAAAGCAUCUUGGACGGUGAAGAUGCUGCUCCCUCCCAGGAGGCCGACGAAGCGACCGAGGCACUAGCAGGCCUGUCUACCAAGGAAGAGGAGGCCGCCAAAGAAGAGUAAACCACUCUCCAUACAAAUGAUGCUUGUUGACAAUCGAACAAACAAACAAAAACCUA
This is a messenger RNA of Pseudo-nitzschia multistriata, 1328 nucleotides long. The record is from the annotation of a GenBank genome assembly. Lineage: Eukaryota; Bacillariophyta; Bacillariophyceae; Bacillariales; Bacillariaceae.